Molecule: messenger RNA, 887 nt
Organism: Homalodisca vitripennis (glassy-winged sharpshooter)
Lineage: Eukaryota; Metazoa; Arthropoda; Insecta; Hemiptera; Cicadellidae
Product: juvenile hormone esterase-like
Exons: 7
Coding region: 6-887 (293 amino acids)
Source: RefSeq, a predicted model, not a curated record
UGAACAUGGAAGAGUCAGUUAUCUUACAAACAAGGUUAGGCCGGCUGAAAGGUUUGGUCCAACAAUCCGUUUUGACUGGGAAGCCUUAUUAUUCAUUUCGAGGCAUUCCUUAUGGAAAACCACCACUUGGAGAACUCAGAUUCAAGGUAACAUUUCAGAUUUGGGCCUUUGGUACCAAUAUCUGGAAUGAUGAACAAUGGCACAGUGCGUCUAAACAACCUGUUUUGGCAACAGAAACACAGGUAUUAGCUGACGGGGAUGAAGACUGCCUCUAUCUCAACGUUUAUUUCAACCAGCUUCCAGAAAAAGGGAGAUCUAAAAAGCCAGUCCUAGUUUCAAUCCAUGGAGGGGGCUUCCUUCUUGGAUCUGGCAACUCAAAAACAAAUGGUCCAGACUUCUUACUUUAUGAAGACAUCAUCGUCGUUACUUUCAACUAUCGUUGUGGUGCCUUUGGAUUCCUGUCACUGGAAAGUGACGAUGUCCCAGGGAACGCUGGACUCAAGGAUCAGACUUUGGCCUUGAAGUGGGUUCGUGACAACAUUGACAGUUUUGGUGGAGAUCCCAAAAACGUCACUAUUUUUGGUAUCAGUGCUGGAGGAGCAUCUGUAGCAUACAAUGUGAUCUCUCCUUUAUCAAGAGGACUGUUUCAUAAGGCCAUCAUACAAAGUGGGUUUGCACUGAAUCCAUGGGCUGUACAGCAUGAUCCGAAGUCUCGUGCCAUUAAACUAGCCAAGGUUCUAGGAUGUGAGGCUUCUGAGGAUCCUGAUUUUAUUGUUCGGUUUCUUCAGUCUGUGCCUGCAGAUGAGAUUGUUGGAGCUACACAGAAAAUGGCCGCUGAAAAGGAAUAUACAAGAAACUACACAUUGGUUUUUAUGCCAUGUGUUUGA